Molecule: messenger RNA, 2487 nt
Organism: Akanthomyces muscarius
Lineage: Eukaryota; Fungi; Ascomycota; Sordariomycetes; Hypocreales; Cordycipitaceae
Exons: 1
Coding region: 1-2487 (828 amino acids)
Cellular component (GO): mitochondrion
Molecular function (GO): protein binding; oxidoreductase activity
Source: RefSeq, a predicted model, not a curated record
AUGGCCAAAGACCAACAGGUCGUGAUCAUCGGUGCAGGAAUUGUUGGUGCGAAUCUGGCAGAUGAACUGGUCACGCGAGGAUGGAGGAAUAUCACUGUCAUUGACCAGGGUCCACUGGACAUGCCUGGAGGCUCGACCUCUCAUGCCCCAGGACUCGUCUUUCAAACAAACCAGUGCAAAUCCAUGACCGGCUUUGCUCGCUACACGGUGGAGAAGAUGCUGAAGCUGGAGGUGGACGGCAGGCCCUGUUUUAACCAGGUCGGAGGACUGGAAAUUGCUACAACACCAGAGCGACUGGAGGAAAUCAGGAGGAAGCAGGGAUGGGCUGCUUCUUGGGGGAUCGACGCCAAGGUUAUUGAGCCUGCAAAAUGUCUUGAGCUCUAUCCCUAUCUGAACCCGGCGCUUGUUCUCGGAGGACUUCACAACCCGACAGAUGGUCUCAUUCUAGCAGCUCAAGCUGUCCAGCAACUUAUUUCGCAGACGCGAAAAGUUGGUGUCCGGUACUUGGGAUCAACUACAGUCACGGGCAUCAAACAGGACAAUGGCCGUGUCACUGGAGUUUCUGUUGGCGAGGGAGUUAUUCCAGCCGACAUUGUCGUCUCGUGCGCCGGAUUUUGGGGUGUCGAGGUGGGCGCCAUGAUUGGGCUGCCUGUGCCUCUGCUACCCAUGGCGCAUCAGUACGUGAAGACGACAGCCAUCCCUGCGCAAGCCGGCAAAUACAAAGAAAAAAACGGCGCUGGUCUGCCAAUUCUUCGCCACCAGGAUCAAGAUCUGUACUAUCGCGAGCAUGGCGACCAGUUAGGCAUCGGCUACUACGGCCACCGUCCCAUGCCGGUCGUUGCUGCUUCACUGGGCCCGACGCCUCAAGAUGUCGACGAGCAACACAUGCCCUCGCGCAUGGACUUCACGCCCGAGGAUUUCGAGCAUGCCUGGCAGCUUUCCAAGAAUCUCCUGCCUAUCCUGCAGGACAGUGAGAUUGCUGACGGGUUCAACGGCAUCUUCUCAUUUACACCGGAUGGCGGCCCCAUUGUCGGCCAAGCUCCGAAUCUGGACAACUUUUAUGUUGCCGAGGCUGUCUGGGCGACUCACUCUGCUGGUGUCGCCAAAGCGCUCGCCGAAGUGCUCACAGACGGAAAAUCCACCAUCGACCUGGCCGGUUGCGACAUUAGCCGGUUUGAACAAGUACAGCUCACUCCCGAGUACGUCAAGGAGACCUCGUCGCAGAACUUCGUUGAAGUCUACGACAUCAUCCAUCCUCUGCAGCCCAAGGAAUCCCCAAGAAACAUUCGCCUGAGCCCUUUUUACAUCCGCCAGAAGGAGCUUGACGCUUUCUUCCUGGAGGGUGGCACAUGGGAGCGGCCGUACUGGUUUGAAGAAAAUGCAAAACUCGUGCCUGACCUCCCGGCAGAGUGGCAGCCUGUCGAGCGUGAUGCCUGGUCAGCAAGAUAUUACUCGCCAAUUGCGGCCGCCGAGGCUUGGAAGACACGCACGGCUGUUGCCAUGUAUGAUAUGACACCUUUGCGGCGUCUCGAGGUGACUGGCCCUGGAGCGGUGGAUCUGCUGGUUCGCCUGACUACUGGCUCUGUAUCACGGAAGCCUGGCGCGGUCACUUACACGCUUCUCCUGGACGAGUUGGGCGGCAUUCGGAGCGACAUCACGGUCGCAAGAAUCGAAACCGAACUCUUCCAAGUCGGCGUGAAUGGCCCUGUUGAUACUGCUUAUCUGCAGAGGGAAGCGCGCAUCCAAAACAAGCGCACUCCCGAGCGUUCCGCCUACGUCCGCGACAUCACUGGCGGUACCUGCUGUAUUGGCCUGUGGGGGCCGCUGGCGCGUCAGGUCAUCACUAAGGUGAGCGCUGACGACUUUACCAAUAAUGGCCUGAAAUAUUUCCGUCUUAAAAAGGCCAGUAUUGCCGGCGUGCCAGUUGUGGCCAUGCGACUGUCGUACGUCGGCGAGCUCGGGUGGGAGAUCUACGCCAGCGCUGAGAAUGGUGUCCGUCUCUGGGACGCCCUCUGGCAGGCGGGUCAGGAGCACGGUAUUAUUGCUGGCGGUCGCACCGCGUUCAAUGCGCUGCGUCUCGAGAAGGGCUUCCGUUCCUGGGGCACAGAUAUGAACGGUGAGCAUGAUCCAUAUCAGGCUGGCCUUGAGUUUGCCGUCAAGAUGGAAAAGGCAGACUUUAGAGGCAAGGCGGCGCUGGAAGGCCGAUCGCGCGAAACCUGCACCACUAGGCUGCGCUGCCUGACUGUCAACGACGGGCGCUCCAUGGUCCUUGGGAGAGAGCCUGUCUACGUGGAUGGGAAGGCGUCCGGAUACGUCACCAGCGCCGCGUUUGGAUACACUGUUGGAAAACCAAUCGCAUACGCAUAUCUGCCCAAUGAUGUUGCCGAAGGUGACUCGGUUGAGAUCGAGUACUUUGGAAAACGCGUUGCGGCGACCGUGUCAGUCGAACCACUGUACGAUCCACAAAUGGCUCGACUCCGUGGCUAG